This is a messenger RNA of Salarias fasciatus (jewelled blenny), 1815 nucleotides long. RefSeq names its product neuronal pentraxin receptor b (gene nptxrb). The record is from RefSeq and is a predicted model, not a curated record. The transcript has 5 exons. The coding region runs from base 3 to 1802 and encodes 599 amino acids. Lineage: Eukaryota; Metazoa; Chordata; Actinopteri; Blenniiformes; Blenniidae.
UCAUGAAGUUCGUGGUGGUGCUCGUCGGCGCGGGCACGCUGGCCUUCCUCGGCGUGGUCAUCUGCAUCAUCGCCAGCGUUUACCCCCGGAAACGCGCCGCGCCUCUCGGCGAAAACGGCACCCUGACGCCGGAGCCGCUGCUGGAGCCGCUGGAGCCGGGCUCGGUGGCGCACGCCGGCCCGCUGGGCGCGCUGCACGGCGCGGAGUCGUACGACGGGGGGAACGGGCUCGGCGGCGGCGGCGGCGGCGGCAUUGGGCUGGAGGUCCCCACGCUCAACGAGCUCAACCUCGGAGAGGAGACCGGCGGAGGGACGGCGAAGCAGUUCAGCUUCAGCCGGCUGAUCUGCACGCCGGUGCCGGUGGGAGAGUGCCAGAGCAAAGAGCUGCGGCAGCAGCAGCAGCGGCGGCAGCAGGCGGACGAGCCGCUGUACGGGAACGCGGAUGAGGACCUCCGGACCACCGCGGAGGAGCUCCGGCAGACCGUCCUGCAGCAGAACAACCAGAUCCUCAUGGACCAGAGGACCAUCCGGGAGCUGACCGGGAAGCUGACCGAGUGUGAGAGCGGCCUGGAGGACGACCGGAGCGUCCCGGAGCGCAGCAUCGGCGUCUGGAGCGGCAACCGCCGCGUCAUGGCCGGGGACGAGGUCAGCUCGUCUGCCGCGGCGCAGCUGCAGACCGCCCGGGCCGUGGAGGAGCUGGCCAGGGCCAUCAUGGACCUGAAGGACCGCAUCGAGAAGCUCGAGGCUGAGAUCGGCCCUGCUGCCCUGAACCUCACCGACAGCUCGGCCAGCAGCAGCAGCAGCAGCAGCAGCAACAACAGCGGAGGCAGCAGCCCCACGGGGGGCAGCGUUAAGGCCCCGGCCCCGCCCCCCGGCGGCGCCGCCUCCCCCGGGACCCACCGCCGCCCCGCGGCCCCGGCCUCCCCCGCCCCCAGGCCCCCCGGCAAGGCCGGCGCCCCCGGAGGAAGGGGGAAGGGCACGUGGAGGGUGGAGGACCUGGAGGGCGAGCUGGAGAGGAAGAUCAAGAUGCUGGAGAAGGAGCGGCAGGCCAUGAGGAAGGAGACGCAGGGCCAGCACGAGAAGAUCAACCAGGGCAUCGACACCGUCACCCACCGCGUCUCCGAGCUGGAGCACACGCUGACAGAGCCGUCCUUCCCCGACGGCUUCGUCCUGUCCUUCCCCAUGCGGACCAACUACAUGUACGGCCUGGUCCGGAAAGAGAUCACCGAGAUGUACGCCUUCACCGCCUGCGUGUGGCUGAAGGCCAAGGAAGGCGGCAUCGGGACGCCCUUCUCCUACUCGGUCCCGGGGCAGCCCAACGAGCUGGUGCUGCUGCAGGGCGUGCACAACCCGGUGGAGCUGCUCAUCAACGACAAGGUGGCGCAGCUGCCUCUGUCCCUCCCACAGGACCAGUGGCAGCACAUCUGCGUCAGCUGGACGCUGAGGGACGGGGUGUGGAAGGCCUACCAGGGCGGCAAGAUGAAGGGGCGAGGGGAAGGACUGGCCGCCUGGCAUCCCAUCAAACCCGGGGGAGUGCUGAUCCUGGGGCAGGAGCAGGACACGCUGGGCGGACGCUUCGAUGCCUCUCAGGCCCUGGUCGGCGAGCUGUCCCAGUUCAACCUGUGGGACCGGGUGCUGAAGCCCCUAGAGGUGGCCGCCCUGGCCGAGUGCAGCUCGGCGGCGCUGGGCAACAUCGCGCCCUGGACCGACCACGACGUGGACGUCUACGGCGGCGCCACCAAGGAGUCUCUGGACCCCUGCCACGCCGCCCAGAGGUCCAGCCCCUCCGGCCCCAAGCAGUGAAGGCUGCCGGGCG